This is a messenger RNA of Cylas formicarius (sweet potato weevil), 1334 nucleotides long. Its product is annotated as odorant receptor Or2-like. The transcript is spliced from 7 exons. The record is from RefSeq and is a predicted model, not a curated record. The coding region runs from base 42 to 1229 and encodes 395 amino acids. Gene Ontology annotation, biological process: sensory perception of smell; detection of chemical stimulus involved in sensory perception of smell. Gene Ontology annotation, cellular component: plasma membrane. Gene Ontology annotation, molecular function: odorant binding; olfactory receptor activity. NCBI's taxonomy places the organism in Eukaryota, Metazoa, Arthropoda, Insecta, Coleoptera, Brentidae.
ACAUUCACAUUGAGAAUGUAAUACGAAGCAUUUUUCUAAAAAUGGCAGCCACUAAAGAAAUGUUUUACUACACAAGGGUUAUAAUGAUAUUGUGUGGCAUAUGGAGACUAGAAAUUCAUAAAGCGCCAGUAACUCUUAAGGACAUAUAUCCAUUGUAUUCGGCUGUGGUACAAAUUUGGAAUGCCUUGACUCCGAUAUUACUAGGCGCCAACUUGCCGACGUUAUUCAGAUCGAAUAAUGUUGCUGUAGCGUACGAAACAUUAACCAGUUUCUUGUAUUCGGCUGUGCUAACUCUUAAAAUAUCUAUGUGUCAGAUGGGCAUACUUCCCAAACUGAUCAAGUUAGCUCUCGAUAAAGAGAGGCACUUGUAUAGUAAGUUGCGAGGGUGCAAUCCAGCAUUACAACAAAUUUACGAAGAACACGUUUUUUAUUGUAAUAAGUUGACCAAAAUAUUCUACCUUACCGUGGCUGGUGGCACCGUUUUCCACUUGGAAUUUGGUAUUGUAGAUGGCUAUAAUUUUUCCAAAUCACAAAAACACAGCAACGUCACCCUAAGCAAGCCGCUACCGCUUCAUUUUUGGUACCCAGUCGACGAGAAUAAAUACUACACUUGGAUGUUGGUGGACCAGUUGCUCAAAAUUGCACUGACGGCUUUUUAUAUUGCCGGUUUUCAAUCUUUCAGCACUUCGUUAUUUAUAUUCCUAAGGGCCCAAUUAAAAAUACUGCAGGAAAACUUUAGAAAUUUCCAUGAAUUAGAACCAUGGGAAAGUAGCGCAUUUUGGAGUUUAAGAACAGUCUGCUUAAAACACCAAGAAUUUAUAGGGUACGUCGAGGAUCUAAACAAGUGGAUAAAACCAAUAAUUUUAAUAGAAUAUGGUACGUCGUCGGUUAUGUGUGCCGGUUUAUUAUUUCAGAUAAUAGCGGAGGUCAAUGUAGCCUUUAACGUGGUGUUUGUUUUCAUCUUGUGGGGUCAGCUGAUGCUUUUGGCUUGGAAUUGCAAUGAAGUUCUGAUUGAGAGUGCCAAUUUGGCGAAAGCCUUAUACGAAAGCGAAUGGUACGAACAAGAUGCGCGAACUAAGGUUUUGAUAUACACUAUGAUAUUGAGAUGUCAGAAACCAUUAACUUUAAAUAUCGGACCCUUCGGUCCGAUGACAGCUGAUGCCGCUUUGUCACGGAUCAAAAUGGCAUAUUCAUAUACAACUUUGAUGACGGGCGACGACUUGAAGUAAAGCUUCUUUUUACUUGAUAAAGUAUAUGCCAAACGUCGCAUGCCCAUGAAGUAACUAAAACUUAAUAUCAUUUAAACAUUAUUAAACCAAAAGUAUUAAUGUAUU